Molecule: messenger RNA, 366 nt
Organism: Vombatus ursinus (common wombat)
Lineage: Eukaryota; Metazoa; Chordata; Mammalia; Diprotodontia; Vombatidae
Product: biogenesis of lysosome-related organelles complex 1 subunit 2-like
Exons: 1
Coding region: 1-366 (121 amino acids)
Biological process (GO): lysosome localization; endosomal transport
Cellular component (GO): gamma-tubulin complex; BLOC-1 complex; BORC complex
Molecular function (GO): gamma-tubulin binding
Source: RefSeq, a predicted model, not a curated record
AUGGUGGAGACGGCCAAGGAGGACACAGAACCUGCUGAGGCAAACAUCACGGGACUGUGCCAGGACAUGUUCUCCAAAAUGGCCACAUACCUGACAGGUGAGCUGACAGCCACCAGUGAAGAUUAUAAACUUCUGGAAAAUAUGAACAAACUGACUAGCUUGAAGUAUCUAGAAAUGAAAGAUAUUGCAGUAAACAUAAGUAAAAACCUAAAAGACUUAACCCCAAAAUAUGAAGCAUUUCAGUCUUAUCUGGAUCAGAUCACCUUCAUUCAGGAGCAAAUAGCAAUUCUUGAGCAGGCAGCUUACAAGUUGAAUGCAUAUUCAAAGAAACUAGAAGCAAAGUACAAGAAGUUAGAGAGGCUAUGA